UAGAGAUAAGAUUAUACAAGAUCUUUGUAAAAAACACAGUGACAAAAGUAUAAAGUGUGCAUAUUUUGGUACAUCAUUGAAAGACACAGACAGAUUUAAAGCAGGUGACGAGGUAAUAGUAUUGAUAAUUGACGAUGACAGGCCUAUAGACGACCUGACAUACAUACACUCUUCGAAAACAUUUCAUAUUAUAUGUAAACUUUGGAAAUACCCCCCACUGGAAGGUGCAAAGAUGGCAAGCUAUGAGCACAAGUAUUUAAUUGAGAAAAAUACACGUGUAGAGAUAGAGGAAUGUUUAAGGGAAUUCUCGUCGAAACUCUUUGCAAACCACUCAAAUUUACAAAUUGUCAGUGCUUCUGGAUUUCGUUCGAAGCAAGGAGAAAUCGAAGAAAACUCCGGACCUUGCAUCGUACUGUAUACUUCUUGUAAAGGAGUUUUGCCUUAUAAAGAAAAAGAAUUCCCAAAGUGUAUUGAUGGGAUAAAAACUGAUGUACGAGAAGGCUUCUUUUAUUUGUUUCCAAGAGAGAAAAGAAACGCUAGCUCAAAAGAUAUCCUCAAUCCGUUGAGGAUGGGUGCAAGCAUAGGAAGAGAAGGUGACAUCAACAGAGAGGGCACUCUAGGAGGAUUUGUAAUCGAAGAAGCAGAGAGUACAUGCUCGGGAGGAGUUCAACCUCUUUAUUUCCUAACCUGUGCACACGUGUUAUUUGAUACUUCGAAGGGUAUCCAGUCAUAUUUUCCAAAAGAAGAAUUCAGUGUUGUACAACCCUGUUGUGGUGUAUUGGCCGAUAAAAGGAAUUACGUUUGUGGUAAACACCUUCAAUCGGUCUUUCCUCCCGAACACCAAGAAGGCGUCACAGUUGAUGCCUCCCUUGUAGGGAUUUCUGCACGAUUUCCAAAGGAAGCCUUGUUUUCGGAUUUGACACCAAUGAGAUUAUAUCAAAUGGGUUAUGGAGAAGAAAAACCAUUGUUGUAUUCUUCUGGAGCUUACCGGGACUACAGACUCAAUAAGGAACACGAUGAACGAAAUAACACUUGUAUAAAGGUCGGCGCCAACACUGGCUUAACAAGAGGCUUGCUAACAGUGAAUGGAAUUACUGCAAAAUAUUUACAUGGAACUAUUAUUGGAGAACCAAACACUCCUCCUGGAGAAGAUUAUUAUGCACAGCUUGAAAUAACGGGACCAGGAAAUAUGGUAUUUUCGCAAGGCGGGGAUUCUGGAGCACUAGUUUUUCAGGUGGAUCCACCAAAGGAAAAAGGGGGAAAUGAUAAUUUAGUCUGCAUCGGUAUGAUUGUCGGUGGAACUUCAUAUCAUUCCACUGUUGCUACACCUAUUUGCGCUGUACUUGAGAAGCUGAAAGUACAGCUCAAGAAAUUUUCUGAAUAG
Messenger RNA from Saccostrea cuccullata (small rock oyster), 1384 nucleotides. RefSeq lists its product as uncharacterized. Lineage: Eukaryota; Metazoa; Mollusca; Bivalvia; Ostreida; Ostreidae. The coding region runs from base 233 to 1384 and encodes 383 amino acids. The transcript has 3 exons. The record is from RefSeq and is a predicted model, not a curated record.